CCUAAUUGAAGAGAUUUAUUAUAAAUACUCUAACAGAAAGAGAUCCAAGCAACUUUUAUUUUUUAUUCUAUUUAUUUUGAUUCUCUAUGCAAAAAGUCGGAUCCUUUCAUAGCAAGUUACAGUCUGAAGACCACUUCAAUGCUACGGUGUAUACACCUUCUACAGCAGAGACAUCUUGUUGCUCUUAUUCCUCUCAUCAAAAGCUAGGACAUAAGCACAACAACAAUAGCUUGUACAAAAAAGCAGCGCCACUUACUGCUGAAAAUCUCUCUAAAAUUUUAACGAUCGAUUCAACUCAUACACCGCUUGCUCGGUAUUGCAAUGAGCUCGCUGCAAAUAGUGCAGUAUUCACAGAGUCCAAUACGUCAACAUCAGCUCGAAGAAAAGUGCGCCAACGCAUUCAAGAUGAAGUCAUUGAGUCACCUCGUCUAUUGCCCUUUCCCUAUCAUAACGAUUCUCGGUUCCUACCUACUGCCGAGCACGAUUAUCCAGGAAGAUGUUCGGAAGCGUCCUCUUCCUUUGUCAGUAUCUCAUUUCAAACCAUGGGUUAUCGUCAGACACUUCCGAGUAUUUCUAGUACCUAUCACUCAAAUCAAAGCCAAUCAAAAGAUAUCAACAUGCUUCAGAAAUGCUAUGAUGACAUUUCGAGUUAUAAACGCAGAGCAGAUAGCGUUACACCAUCAUCACCUUCAACGUUACGCGACGAAUGUAUGGUGCCACAAGAAAAGCACAGAAUCAGUAAUAAAUUGACAUCAAAAUUGAAACAAAACCUGCUCUUUAAGGCCAGUAGUGACACGGUUCCAAAAGACCAUGUUGUUGAUAGCUCAAGAAGAACUCGUUCAUGGUACACAAAACUCUGGAAGUUUUUGAAACCAUCUUAUAUAAAAAAAAUCAUCGCAACUCAAAUUGUUCAACGUCAGCACCUGUCUGGUACAGUCAAUUCCGUUGUAAUCCACCUCCUCCACCUUCUCAUACGCCUGUUAACUUAUCAUACUAACUUUAUAUUGUACACAUUGCACAUUUCUCUUGCAUAUAUGUCGCAUUUGCACCUGAGAAAAUUGCUAUUUUUUGUUUAAAAUACCCGUUCCAUACCAACCUAGCAUCUUUGAAAGAUACGCGUGAAAAUAAAAAAAAAAAGAAUAUGUUCUUGUGUUUGGACCUUUUCUUUGUC
This is a messenger RNA of Gilbertella persicaria, 1171 nucleotides long. RefSeq lists its product as uncharacterized. Bases 87 to 1076 code for a protein of 329 amino acids. Lineage: Eukaryota; Fungi; Mucoromycota; Mucoromycetes; Mucorales; Choanephoraceae. The transcript has a single exon. The record is from RefSeq and is a predicted model, not a curated record.